This is a messenger RNA of Chaetomium strumarium, 1782 nucleotides long. RefSeq lists its product as uncharacterized. Bases 1 to 1782 code for a protein of 593 amino acids. NCBI's taxonomy places the organism in Eukaryota, Fungi, Ascomycota, Sordariomycetes, Sordariales, Chaetomiaceae. The transcript is spliced from 3 exons. The record is from RefSeq and is a predicted model, not a curated record.
AUGGCGGGUUCGACAUCGAUACCACCACUGGGUCCGCUCGACCAGCUCGACGCGUCGUUGGACGAAUUCGUGCGGUCGAUUGGCAACCCGAGCAACCGGCCGACGUUCGGCUACCCGUCGGCCCACUCGGGCUUCCGGAGCGACGACAUGGAGAGCGAGGCGGACGAUUCGGACUCGGAAGCUUCCGCCGGUGGCUACAGUCCGCCGGUCUGGAGACGCCUCGGCAACGGCGACCACAGUAGCGGCUUUUGGCGGAAGGGUGACAGGAUGAUGUACGGCGAUGAUGACGAAGCGGGCCUCUCAAGGGAGAGCAGUCCCGGAUACGAGAGUGCAGAUGAGAUACUCGCGCAGGCGAUCAGGACGAGGUUACCCACGGGGAGUCUGUCGCCCGAAAAGGAGAGGAGUCCGGAGCCGGAGUAUUAUCCUGCGCAGCAGCAUUUGAUUGAUGACAUGGUGAAUGUCAAGCAAGAGGCUAAGGAUGAUAUGGCAUUGAGCGAACUGAAAGAUGGGUUACUCAGGUCAAAGGAGGUUGCGGACAAUUUCAUCCGCUUCGCUGUCAGGGCAGAAGUUCAACACAGGACCGAGCCCAUCGACACGACCAUCAACUUCGUCCGUGCUAGAUUCCGUGCCGUAACCAGCUCCUGGACAUCCAUGUUUUCCUCCUUCAUCAUCGUUACCCUCGCGUAUGCGGCGCUCCGAUGGAUAUCACAGCCGGCAGCAUUGCGGCCCGUACCUGACCUCGUCAAGGUCGCCGGCGUCGCCCGCUCACUGGAGCCUCUAAUCUACUACUCCGAGAAUGGGGUCCAGCAGGUUGGCGAUCUGCAGGCAACUGGCGUCGCCGUCUGGGAUCUCGGCGAGAGCGUCCGGAGCAGCAACCUGACCUCAGCUCCCAUCAUCGUGAAGGAGCUUGACGAACUCAGUGACAGCCUUAAGGCGCUGGCCAUCGAGCUAACCAAGUUCUUCGCCAACGUGGACGGAGAUAUCGACGGCAUCUUAAUAGUUAUGGACUGGGCGCGCCGCGAGCUCUACCAAGUCCAGCAGCUCCCGACCCUCCCGCUGUCCUCCGCCUUCGAUAACAUCCACAACCUGCUCUCCAACGCCGGCAUCCUAGAAGACUCCGUGACAGGCCAGCCCACCCGCCUCGGCCGCCUGGCAACCUCCUUGUUCGGUCAAUCAACGCCGCAACGAACAAAGCAGACCCUGCAGCGCACCUUCAACGAGUUCCUCACGGUUCUCGAAGACGCCGUCGCGUCCGAGCUGCAACACUCCCUCGCACUCUUCGCCCUGUUCGAGGCAAUCGACCACCAGUUCCUCAACCUGGUGCGCACCGUCAUCCGCGAGGCCUCGCUGCAGGACGAGGCGCACACCGACCUGCUGUCCUCGCUCUGGACUCGCAUCCUGGGGCCCAAGGCCUCCGAGGUGGCCAAGUACGAGCGCAACCGGCUGCUGCUGCAGAACGUCCGGGAGAAGACGGUGCGCAACAAGGGCAUCCUCGUCGAGCACAACCACAAGCUGCUCGCGCUCAAGGCGAAUCUCGAGAGUCUCCGCCGGAAGCUCGUGUCGCCGCUCGUGCGGAGCGUGAACAGCAGUACCCUGACGCUUGAGGAGCAGAUCCGCGGGCUGGAGGAUGUCGGGUCGUAUCUGGAAGGGGUGCGGAUACGGCAGAAGGGGAAGCUGCUCGAGAUGUUGUAUGGCAGUGGCAGCGGGAGUGGGAAUGCCAUUGCCAGGCCCACUGUCGAGGGGGGCAGUAAUAUGUUUUCUGCCAGGGCGGGAGGGAGAUGA